Xiphophorus maculatus (southern platyfish) is the source of this 2967-nucleotide messenger RNA. It is a transcript of the gene ydjc, whose product is annotated as YdjC chitooligosaccharide deacetylase homolog. Bases 105 to 1037 code for a protein of 310 amino acids. The record is from RefSeq and is a predicted model, not a curated record. Gene Ontology annotation, biological process: carbohydrate metabolic process. Gene Ontology annotation, molecular function: deacetylase activity. The transcript is spliced from 6 exons. Lineage: Eukaryota; Metazoa; Chordata; Actinopteri; Cyprinodontiformes; Poeciliidae.
UAGUAGGAAGCAAGCUUGUAUUUUUUCCAUCUUACCGGAGUAGCAUUCAUAAGCUACUGUGGCAACUUAAUACCGGUUUUGGAUUUAAUUGAAACUUCCAAGAAAUGCCUCUGCCAAGAUUAUUGAUGGUGAUCACAGGAGACGAUUUUGGCUACUGCUCCAGAAGGAACCAGGGGAUUGUGGAUUGCUUUUUGGCCGGAGGCAUUUCCAAUGUAUCCCUGCUUGUUAAUGCCUCGGCUGCCAAAGAGGCAGCUGGCCUGGCUGGCAGACACAAAAUCCCCAUUGGCCUCCAUGCCAACCUGUCUGAGGGCACCCCUGUGUAUCAGCACCUCCAGCAGAUUUCCACACUGGUUAACCCUCAAGGCUUCUUCCAUGGAAAGAUGGGUUUUCGCCAGGCCUUGGAGAAAGGCCAGCUCAGCAUGAACCAGGUAGAGCUGGAACUGAGGGCCCAAGUCAGGCGCUUUAUAGAACUGACAGGUCACCUGCCUCAUCACAUGGACGGACACCAGCAUGUUCAUGUUCUGCCAGAUGUUCGUGAAGUGUUUGCACAGGUCCUCUCUGACGUAAGGAUUCCAUUCACUCGUGUUCCAAUGGAGCCAGGUUUGCACAGCUGUCCGUGGCUGCCAGCACACCUCCACACUUUUUACAUGGAAGUGGAAAAGGAUGCCCUGGACUCAAUCCCUGUCUUCAAACACCAUGGAAUCAGGUGGCCAGACGUGUACUUGGGACUCUCCACCAUGGGUCAGAACAUGUCCGUUUCGAGCCUGCAGAGGGCUCUCAAGCAAGCUUUGGGAACAAGAACUUCUAACACCAUUUCCAGAAGAUCACCUGGCCUUCAUCAACCAGUCGUCACAGCAGAGCUUAUGGUUCAUCCAGGUUACCCAAGUCAUCCUGAUGAAGGUGGCUGUGGGGAGGGCCCAGAUGACUUCUCCCAGUCUGCUGAAAGAGAACAUGAGCUGAAUAUGCUCAGAAGCCCAUCUGUCCUGGAGCUUUACUGCCAGGAGGGAGUCCAACUCUGUGGUUUUAGAGACCUUUGACAACUGUUGUCAUGGAAUAGUACAGUUUUACACUUGUGGAUAAAGUUUAUAUAUGUAGAGUCAUUAGAGAUGUUUAUAAUACUAAUUGAGCCUGAAAGGUUUAAUUACAAGAACUUCAAAUCCUGAACCAUGUGGAACAUUUUGUUUACUAAAAUAGGUCAGGUAACCAGAGGGAAUUUCUUAAAUAAUUUUGUUUGGAUGAAAUCGAAUUACAUUUAAAUAUAUAAGAGAAAGUAUAACUUAGGAAGUUAAACUAGAUGAAUACAGUCUAAAAGGUCAUGUUCUACAAUUAUUUUUAUUGCUUCCUUAUUUAUGCUGACAGCAUUAAAAAGGUAGCUCCCAGCUCGAUGAAACUUUCUUUGUCAUAACGUAUCACAAGUUUAUCACAUACACAUGAUCAAUUGGUGACAUUAACUCACCCAUUUAUCCCCCUAGGAGGAAGUUGCCUUUUUCCUGCUGUUUUUUUUUCUUUUUACUCUAUGAUUAAUGCAGAUUUAAACAUGUACUUAAUGAAAUAGAACAUGUUGGUAAAUCCUUCUCGCAACAUGAGCUGCUGGCUGGAGCAUGUGGGUGUGGCUUAAUGGCGAAUUCCAAUCUGUUGCCAUUCACAUACAUUUGACUCUAAAUCACACAUGCAUCAUCUGAUUUGCACCAAACUUCAUAUGAUUUACCUUUAACUUCUAAUGAGCCCAGUUGCCUUAAAUUGUAAUUUGACUCCACUGCUCCCUGUAGAUUAUUCCAACAGCUAAACCUCCUUAAUACAUCAACCAAUCUGCAUAAGAUUUUAUGUGCAUCAUCAGUGCUCAACACAUUGAGAGUCAAGAUAUGUGCCUUGACUCACACAUCUCAGAGGUAGUGUAGUCAGUUGGGAGGACAAAAAAAUGGUCAAACACAGAGUAGUCUAUUUUAUAAAAUAUAUAUUUUUGAAUUUAGUGUAUCCACCAGUUUCCUUUGUAAACUUAAUGAUUUUCUUAAUGAUUUUAAAAUAGAGGUUGAAAACCAUAACACUUUGCAAUAAAAUACAGUCAGUACCACCAUGUUCACUUAGUAACAGUAAAAAGAAAGGCAAACAGAUAAAAAGACACCUGAAGCGAUCAGACAGCAAGUAAAGCAGCGCACCUGGACCAACUCUCAGCUGGAUGAGCAUGACAAUCAGAAGGCUAAAUGAAUAACCCGAAAAAUAAUUUGAGUCAUCGUGAUAGUUGUGUAAAAUCCUGGUUCUACUCUCGCUGUUGGACUGCCGCCAUGCGCUAUUGAUAAAUAAUAUUUCACAGACGUAGUGCCACUCAACCUCCACUCGGCAGUGAAAUCUCACCAAAUGUCUGCUAAAAGCUGCAGCGUGUAAUUUAAAAAAAAAAGAUUUUACAUGUAUUAAAACUUUUGGUAUGACCUAAUAUAAAAGAGAUAAUCCUUAAAAAAUAAUCGAUCUCUUCUCCCUCCUAGCAUUCUGCAGUGGUUUUUGAAGUUGUGACUCUUUAUGGAUCUCUGCCAGAUUGUUGAAUCUUCUCAAUUUGAUCAUCAAGAAGAUAAUCUCUUUGGCUGGUGCAACUUCUCCUGCCAAAUGUUGCCAUAUCACUAGAUUUCCAGUGACAUGCUUGGACACAGCUCUCUGUGGACAGCCAGCAUCCUUAGCUAUGAACUUUUGUGGCUUACCCAUCCUAUGGAGGGUAUCAAGUCUUCUCCAUAAUGAACGGAACUGAGACAAUUGAACCAAACUCAAGCAAUUUAAUAACACCUGGUGGUGCUUUGACUGUAGUAGAUGAUUAGUGCGUCACACUCAAUUUGCAACAUUCAUACCCUGUGAAAUUUGGGCUGAUUUCUUCAGAGUAUUCUAAAUUUUAAUUCCUGCUUUUGUGGACUUAAUGAGCUGGAAGCCCAAAUUAUGUAACAAUAAACAAACAAAUACUUGAAAUCGUUUAAACUGUAGGCC